AUGGACGACUCCUGGCAAGAAACAGCCUUCACCUCCCGCCACAUGCACAACCGCCAAUCCCGGAACAACGGCACCUCCAAAUCAGGCGGCAGCGGAAGAUCCAAAAGAAACGCCUUCGACGUCCGCAAAACCUUUGGCAGCUACCAAAUCAAAUGUCCGGCGUGGUUUAAGCUGCAUAAUGAGAUGCAAACAGAAGGAAAUCAGGAUGCAGUGUUGGAGUUGUAUAGAUUGACGGAAUGUGGGAGGGAUGUGGUGGGGGAAAUGUCGUUGCCGGGUUGCAUCAGGGCUGCGGUGUUGUUGGCGGCUAGUAGGAAGAGUCUGCAGGGGACUUUGGAAGGGCUGGAGCCGGUGAAGGAUGUGCAGAAGGAAAAGGGUGAGCAAAAUGAUGGAAACCAAGAACAGAAGGAUGAUGAGGAUAGCGAUGAAGAGGAAGAGCAUGAGUCGGAAGAAGAACCCGAUCGCUUCGAAACCUUCGAAAAGAACAGUUUCAGAGAGCCAAAGUUUUGGUUAAGGUGGAAUGGCAAACUCGAAACGCCGGCGGUGGAAGAGGAAAAGGCAGAGUCAGGACUUGGGUAUAUCAUUUUCCCGAGUAAUGAUUGUCGCAAGUUCAAAGGGACGUUGAACUGUGCUUCGCUCGAGUGGAAAGAUGUUGCGUUUUCUGGCCACAAGAUUGCUCCGAGGUCUGAGUCUGAUAUACCAGUCGCAUGGGGUCUGGAUCAAGUACCAAUGUGA
Messenger RNA from Aureobasidium namibiae CBS 147.97, 732 nucleotides. RefSeq lists its product as uncharacterized. The record is from RefSeq and is a predicted model, not a curated record. The transcript has a single exon. The coding region runs from base 1 to 732 and encodes 243 amino acids. NCBI's taxonomy places the organism in Eukaryota, Fungi, Ascomycota, Dothideomycetes, Dothideales, Saccotheciaceae.